Molecule: messenger RNA, 1008 nt
Organism: Plenodomus lingam JN3
Lineage: Eukaryota; Fungi; Ascomycota; Dothideomycetes; Pleosporales; Leptosphaeriaceae
Source: RefSeq, a predicted model, not a curated record
AUGCGGUACGGAAUCGCAGCACCUAACUGGAUCACUCUAGUAGGCCUUUUCAGCCUCACAGUGUCUGCUUCGCCCGUCGAGGCGGCCACACCGUACUGCGGAAUGGUGCAAGACACCAACCGUAUUGGUCACGGACUCUAUGUCACCUCUCAGGAGCAUGCCGUUCAAGGUGUAGCAUCCCGACUUGGACAGUGUCAGUCUCUACACCUGAACGGCGCGCAGGCUGUUACGUAUCAGAUGAAAGGAAAUUGCUCCUGUUACUUCUUCAACGACGAGAAUUGCGACAGCUCCUACUUUAUCUAUCCUAAUGGGGAAACUACAGUGCAAACACGAGCGUACAAGUGCUGUUUGAGCAUUCGAGGUGUGCAAGGUACUUGUGCUCAUUGUCGAGACUUGGCGAUUAUGCGGCUAUCAAUACUCACCAGCCUUCUGUUUGGUGGCGUUUCCGUCAUAUGCAACCCAAUAAGAUCCACGGUGAUUGCCCGUGGUGGUUCAGGAUAUGUGACAGAUACUUUGGGCAACCAGUACGCACUAUACGACACCGGUGACAGCAAUAUCCGUGCCAUCACCGACAAGAUCAAUGGCGAGUACAUGAGGCCUGUCAGCUACAGUAUAAGCUCGGGUCAUGCCUGCAAAUUUUGGAGUGAGGCUACGCGAGGCAUCGGCUACCUUAUUGGCGAAUUCACCGGUCCUGUUCAUGCUGCAUUUGGCCAUCACUGGGCAGCGUUCUUCGAAUGCUUAGAUCUUACAAUUGGACUUCCUGUUGGGGCUAAUCAUGGCCCGGCUGGCAAUGUACUUGACAGCAAUGGUGUGGUCAUCAUGCUUCGAGUCGAGGAAGAACUCACUAUUAUUGGCAUGAAGGAAGGCUAUUAUCAUCCAAAGAACCUCCAUAUCGCCGAAGGCUAUUUGUGCGAGUUCCAUAUGUGCUCAGACACUUCUCAGGCGACUCAUUCACCACGCAUAUUGUGGGAUAUCUCAAGCCCUGAAGACGUUGCCGGACAGAUCUAG